Endocarpon pusillum Z07020 is the source of this 2076-nucleotide messenger RNA. RefSeq lists its product as uncharacterized. NCBI's taxonomy places the organism in Eukaryota, Fungi, Ascomycota, Eurotiomycetes, Verrucariales, Verrucariaceae. The coding region runs from base 1 to 2076 and encodes 691 amino acids. The transcript is spliced from 2 exons. The record is from RefSeq and is a predicted model, not a curated record.
AUGGCGAGUAGGUAUCAUAGUCCAGUGAUAGAAGCGCCGCCUCUCAAGGCACUAAAACCGCCAAUAACCCGCCAGCAACCAUUACUCUCUUCAACAUUGUCGAUUGCUUUCGACGCACUGGAUGACCUCAAGGAGAAACUAUCUCAUUGCCAGACGAUGGCAUUUCAAAUCGAGGUUGUCCUCAACGACAUCAAAACUUCGGCCAAUUGUACGUUCGCCAGUCAAGACACCUCUUUAAUUGACCUGUCGCGGGACCCAAGACCAGCUGCAAAAGUUCUCUUGGCGGCUCAGGAAGCCCAAGAUGCUCAAGCAGCUCUGGAAGCCCGGAAAGUCGAGAUAGCUAUGAAAGCCCCAGCAGCCCCAGCAGCCCCAGAAGCCCCAGAAGCCCCAGAAGCCCCAGAAGCCCCAGAAGCCCCAGAAGCCCCAGAAGCCCCAGAAGCCCCAGAAGCCCCAGAAGCCCCAGAAGCCCCAGAAGCCCCAGAAGCCCCAGAAGGCCCCCGAAGUCCUAGAAGCCCUAGAAGCCCUAGAAGCCCAGCAAGCUGCAAAGAGCGCUUCGCUCCUACUUUCAAUUCACCGCCGGCCCCCAGUGGAAAUAAAGCAGGGCGCACUUCGGCCGUCUCGCGGUUAAGAGGUCCUGUCGACUUUAUCGCGGGCAUGCGAGACGGGGCUGGUGUGGAUCGAUUGCUUGAGAAGCAAAGAGCGAGUCUACCCAAGGGGAAUGUCCUGGGCUUAGCCUAUACCUGUGAAGCUAAAUGCGGAUACGACGACACUGCAGCGGAUUUCAUCAGUUGCGAUUCUGCUUUCCACAGAAAGCAGCCACGACUCAAGCUUCCUACAGGAGAAUACAGUGAUCGAGGCUGGUAUCAUCGACCUUGCGAGGGGGUUCCCCCCGGACCGGUGCCGAGUACUUGGUUUUGCAGUUCUUGUAGGGCCAGAGGCAGAAUGUCAACAGACGACCACGACUACGAUGAUGGCAACGACAGUGAUCAGGACGACCAGCCUGAUGCAGACGACUUUGAUGGUAGUGAAGAUGGGUUCGAUCCAGGACAGGGCACUCCUAGCGAAGAUGGCGAUGACAGCGAUGGGCAGGAUGAAGAUCAAUACGAUUACGAGGAUCUCGGCAGCACGAACGCUGACAAGGAAAACCGCCAUAUUACAGACGAAGUUGCACAAGACAACGAUCAAGAUGUACAGGACGACGCUCACGACUUGCAUGACGAUGAUCAAGACUCGCAGGACGAAUCUGAUCAUGAUUACGACUAUGUCAAUCCUGAUAAGCGUCGGGUGCCAUAUAUCAUAGGAGAUGAUUCGCAGGACGAAUCUGAUGAGGAUGACGACUAUGUCAAUUAUGAUAACUAUUGGAAGCCCUACACUAUAGACGACGAAGAUAAGCAGGACAGCAAUCAAGCAGCGAAUACAGCCAGCUCCAGCACUACGCGGAAGAAGCCCAACAAGAGUCGGAAGCCAACUCCGCACAGUCUAGGUACCGCCGGCGCCAACCAAACUCCUCUGCCUCCACCAAAAACCUAUUCUCGGCAACGAUGGCUUGAAGAGGAGAAAGCAGAAGCUAUACGCCUCAUGAGGGAGAUCAUUGACGAAGAUGUGAUCUCUGGAGAAGCGCGCUUCGAAGAAACCGCUCGACGCAUGCGGCUUCAAGGGUACCAGAGGCCGUGGACUGGUGUGAAGAACGUCUGGAACAGGGGCCUUCGCGAGCGAUCGGGUUAUGAUGAACGAAGGAAUCAAAACGCACCAUUGACGACCUCAAAACAAGACGCCGAAACCAAGAGAAAGAGAAAGGAGGAGAAGGAGAAGGAGCAGGCAUCGCGUUCUUCAACCACUGAAACGGAUGGCAAUGGUGGUGACGGAUCAGAGACUGUUGACCAGACUGUUGACCAGACUGUUGACCAGACGAAUGACCAGACGAAUGACCAGACGAAUGACCAGGCACAGAGUUCGACCAGCGUGCAGACAAAUGGCUAUGCGACCCCAAGAGCAAAGAGCCAGAGCCCGAAGCGCCAGCAUGUGGCGGACGAGGAUGACGAAGCCACACCUACCAAGCGCCGGAGGUCGGUGUAG